AUGCCCAUUGAACAAGAUCACAACAGAUUGUCUGCUUUCUGGCUGAACGAAACGUCGGCGAAUGGACGACCCAAGCUACCCACUAUUCUAACUGAUGUCACAGAUGAUCGUCAGCGAGUACCCGCAGAGGAUGGUCUUGACCAUGAGGAGAACAUGUCACCGGAACUUGGGGUGCCAGUACCAUGUAUGCAGACCGCUUCUACUCCGCAGCCAGAGGACCCCUUCAUGGUCUCCCCGAGCCCAAUGUCGUCUUCCUUCUCUCAGGGCGAUCUCGUUCAAGCGGGGCUCUCCAUGUCCCCAGCAGCGAUGUUUCUGUCUUCAUUCAGUCCCUCGACACAUGCUACACCGCUUCCGGACGCAGAAGGCGAGUCCGUCGGUGGUUACACCCUGGGUCCUGUCAUUGCAUACGGUGGAUUUUCCAUCAUCCGCCGUGCGUACUCCGUGCAGGGAGGCACAGUGGCCGUCAAGAUCGUUCGCCGCUCCGAUGUCUUCAAACAGGCCGAUCCCGUUGGCGCUCGCAAGCGCCUCCACCACGAAGCGGCCGUGUGGGCGUCGCUCAGCCAUGAGCACAUUUUGCCCCUGUUCUCCGUGACCCACACACAGUACGCCGAUUUUUUUGUCACUCUGUAUUGUCCGGCCGGCAGCCUGUUUGACAUUCUCAAGCGGGACGGCCGGCCGGCACUGCCACAGGACGAUGCGGGGAUGAUGUUCAGGCAGGUGGUGCGGGGGCUGCGGUACCUGCAUGAGGUAGCGGGGUAUGUGCACGGGGACAUGAAGCUGGAGAAUGUGCUUGUAGACGAGAUGGGUGUGUGUAGAAUCACGGACUUUGGAAUGGCACGCAAAAUCGGCGAGAUCGAGGAACAGCGCGAAGACGACCACGAGCAUGCUGACGGUGAGGACGGAGACGACCGUGAGCACGCACAAAGACCACACAAUACCUGGCUAUCGUCUGUGCGAAGGUCGCACUCGAAGCACAGUGCAAUUCCUGUCCACCUAUCGCUCUUGCGCCGCAAUGGCGGGGCUCGCCACCGCAAUUCUAGCCCAUUCCCUGCAUCGUCAACACCUACCCCUAUCAUGCCCACUCCGGGCUUCCAGCCCGGCUCGUUGCCUUACGCGUCGCCUGAACUACUGAUGCCUCCUAGUCCAUCUUCUCCCUACUUACCCAAUCCUGCGCAGGAUAUCUGGGCGCUUGGAGUAAUGUUAUACGCAGUCUUGACUGGGCGGCUUCCUUUCGUCGAUCCGUACGAUCCCAGAUUGCAGAUGAAGAUCUUGCAUGGUGUGUACGAAGUUCCCAAAGGGAUUGGACGAGGGGCGGAGCGUGUUCUCGCCGGUUGUCUCGAGCGGUCGGUUCCCCUGCGUUGGACCAUUGCGAUGGUCGACGAGGUUGCUUGGGGCGUCGGCUGGGGUGAAGAAGGCGACGUGACGCCACCGCCGGAAUGUCCACCCUCGCGGUUAUCCUCACGCUCUCGUUCGCAGUCACGGCCCCCAAAGCUGGAUACAGCCGCCCUUAAGGAGAGCCAACACGCUUCGUCUCAUAGAGCGCGUCCAGCAAGCUGCUCCACCUCAGCACUGCGCAGUAAGAGUCGCAGCACUUCUCGCAACCCGCCGCGCCCACACGACGGCCUACGUCACCAGCAUCGUCAUCCCCAUCCGGCGCCGAUACAGCCGUCAUUCUCCGUGCUGACGAACUCUAUCUUUCGUACGAGCUCGAUGUCUUCGUCUACAUCAUCCUCCUCUGCAUUGAACGAUUCCGCGCUGCUCCUGACACCGAACCACUCGCAUGAUGUUCACCCAGAACGUGGAAGGUUACGCAGGUCACGGAUGCAGGGCUCUGAAGAACGCUCUAUGUCCCGUUCCGUCAGCCCGCUAGAAGCACUCAUGACACCAAAAGAUGUCGGCAGAGAUGCUUUGCUGCGCGGUAACAAGUUUUCGGAAACGGCUGUGGGUGACUCGCCAACGCUGAACUCGGAAGCAAAUAGCACAGACUUGGACGCGUUGGACGAACCUUCACAAUGGACACUUGGUCCAAGCGUCUUAGGGGAGGGUCCAUUACGCCCUCAGCGUCGUGUCUCAUCAACUCAUCGGCAUGUGAGGGAAGACGGGCAGAGAAAGGGCGUCAGGCCCGGAAGCAUGCCGCCUACUCCAUUUCCAUGGUCACUCUCGCACGUUCAUGCUAAUCAGAUCAGCUACUCAUCCGCGUCGACGCCCAGGCCGACAUCCACAAGAAACCACCCUGUGCGCAGCCGCAGCGUGGACGUUGCUGUCAGUGACGGUACCGCUUUAAGGAGUCCUCGAAGAUUAUGA
Molecule: messenger RNA, 2304 nt
Organism: Sparassis crispa
Lineage: Eukaryota; Fungi; Basidiomycota; Agaricomycetes; Polyporales; Sparassidaceae
Product: kinase-like protein
Exons: 2
Coding region: 1-2304 (767 amino acids)
Biological process (GO): protein phosphorylation; microtubule cytoskeleton organization; intracellular signal transduction
Cellular component (GO): cytoplasm
Molecular function (GO): ATP binding; protein serine/threonine kinase activity; tau-protein kinase activity
Source: RefSeq, a predicted model, not a curated record